AUGUUCGAGUGCACCCGGCCGACCGAGGUUUCUGCGAUUAAACGAAUCACUACGCCGUUGCCGUUUAGCAGUAGCAUCUCGGAGAACUUGGCAUGGGCUGCCGCUUUCAUUGACCGUGCGGGUCAUCUGACCGAGGACUAUGAACUCCUUGAGAAGCGGCUCCAUGUUGCCAUUGACACAAUCGGAAAUGAUGCGAUCGAGAUGACACUUCUGCGCCAGCAACUCCGAGAUCAGUCUCACAGGGUUGAGAGUCUCGAGUCGAAAGUGAGCGCGCAAGCCCAUGGGCAGCAAGAAUUGGAACAGCGCCUUGAAAACACCCGCAGCACGGCUACCAGGACAGAGAGAGAUCUAACCGGUAAGCUUCGCAACACCGAAAGAGCUCUUCAGCAGUCCAAGGCUGCCGAGGGUCGCCUCAAGACCAAGCUUGACAAGACACUCCUCGAAGAACACGAGAGAUGGGAACGGGAGGCUGAGCAUGAUAGAGCUGAUCAUGCGUCUCUUGAUGCUGCCUAUGAUGCACUCGAAAAGACUCAACAGGAGAAGGCUGUCUUGCAGGCAGCGCUGGACAACAACAGCCAAGAGCUGGCAGCAACGAAGCAAGAGUUGAGUGUUGCGCAACAAACCAUGGCCACUUGCAAGGCAAAUUGCGAUGAGAAGAGUUCACAAAUCAUUACUCUCACUCAACAGUUGGCCACCGCUAACAGAACCAACACCGAGCUCAGCACUAGCAUUGAUAGUGCCACAGCUGAGCUGACCUCCAAGAACCAGGAGAUUGCGGACCUCACUGAGUCUCUUGGACAGGUCAGCACUCAACUAGCGGCAGCCAACCAGACUGUUACCCAGCAGGCCAGUACCAUUGCCACACUCGAAGCCAGUUUGGCUGGUGUCCAGGAAGAAAAAGAUCAGAAACUCAAGCUCCUCGAAGACCUUCAGCAAUCCACUCAAGCAACACAGAAGGCUCUUCAGGAUAAGAUCGAUGAGCUGAGCUCGCAUGAUCUUGAAGACCACCAACGACUUGAGGCGGCCACCGAAGCCAAGAGACUUUCCGACGAGUCCAUCAAAGAUCUUCAGGCCAAGGUAGAUGCCGCCAAUGCCCAUGACGCCGAGGUCCAGGCUAGACUCCAGGCUGAGGAAGAGGCUAAACGAGCGGCGGAAGCUGAGCUUGAGCGAGUCAGGUUGCAGCUCGAAGAGGCCAACAAGCCCAAGCUUCCCAACACAGUGACUCUUUCGAACCCGAUUCCAAUUGUGGGAAGCCUGGGCGGAGCCACCAAUGACUUUGACGACAUCUUCUACCCAAUCGUUUCAUCGUUCCCUAUCACCAUCUAUGACCAUUCGUCCACCAAUGUCUUUGUGUCUAUCAAUGGUCUUAUGAGUCUUGAUACGGGUGACCGGACAUACACUCAUCAGCCUCUUCCCUUCCGCAGUGGUGGUCUUCCGGCUUACACUCUGCUCCCCUUCUGGUGUGAUCUGUUCAUCUACAAGGACACUCCUCAAGGUAUUUAUUACGAGAUUGUUGGUCAAGCUCCCUCUCGCUCCCUCUGCGUCGAGUGGUAUGUCUCUCGCUAUGGAGACAAGGACCAGUACUACCAUUUCCUGGUGCUGUUUGAAGAAGCACGACCCAACAUCGUCACCUACAAGUACUUUGAGGCUUUGGACAAGGGUGUCAAGUGUACCAUUGGUGCACAAGGACCUAACAGCGCUCAGCAAUGGUCGUACAAUGAGGCAAAGGCGCUGCCAGGUGUUCAGGUUGUUAUCGAUACGGGUUCCGGCUCGGUGACCGAGAGUACUUUCCCAAUUGCCAGCUGA
Fusarium graminearum PH-1 is the source of this 1806-nucleotide messenger RNA. RefSeq lists its product as uncharacterized. Lineage: Eukaryota; Fungi; Ascomycota; Sordariomycetes; Hypocreales; Nectriaceae. The transcript has 4 exons. The record is from RefSeq and is a predicted model, not a curated record. Bases 1 to 1806 code for a protein of 601 amino acids.